AUGGCCGCCCCUGUAGGAAAUUUUGUCGUGUUGACUUGGCAGGAAGGCAUGGUUUUGGGGACCGGCCCCCCUAUGCUCCCCAAUCCCCCUAACACGUUGGAGUAUACUUAUGUUACCUCCGCCAUCAACAUAGCGCUGGCCAUUCUCGAGACUGAACAGGGCAGGCAAGCGCUUACAAGAAUAGCUCUCAACAUUGACCGUGGACGCAGGCCCGGCGUUGGCGGCCCUAGGUGGCACGGCCCCAAUGCCAACGCGCUCGCUAGGGCUCAGAUUGAUGUGUUUGUGCAGAAGCUUCGAGAUGCGUUCCCCCUCGUGGUUAUCAAUCACAACAUGACCGACAUAGAUAUGCUGGCAUAUACACCAAGAGGAACCUGGUUUGGCGAUUUGGCAGACUUCAACCCCAGAGAGCAGGCAAUACAACUGAAUGGAUCGCGUGUAAAAGACAUGAUAGCAGCUAGCAAUGGAGACCCUCAGCGAUUCCAAACCUUUCACUUUCUCUUUGCCACGACACUCGUUCACGAGGCUGGCGGUCACGUCUUGAUGACGUACCUUGGUGGAGGCGACCUCUCCACUCCUCCAAGUCUCUAUGUGCCUGGGUAUACUAAUCCUAAUAUGGGGGAGUCUGGCCGAUACCUCGAAUUGAAACUUUUCGGAGGUACGACCGAGUAUUAUCACGAUCCCAACCAAGACGACCAUCAGGCUUCACCUUCCCAUUCCGAAGAACUGGGAGUCGUGUCAAUCCAAACACUAUGCGAAGCAUGGGUGGCAACGCUCGCCAGCACCCUCAAAACCUACAGCAUCUAA
Scedosporium apiospermum is the source of this 804-nucleotide messenger RNA. RefSeq lists its product as uncharacterized. NCBI's taxonomy places the organism in Eukaryota, Fungi, Ascomycota, Sordariomycetes, Microascales, Microascaceae. The record is from RefSeq and is a predicted model, not a curated record. The transcript is spliced from 3 exons. The coding region runs from base 1 to 804 and encodes 267 amino acids.